Molecule: messenger RNA, 4269 nt
Organism: Lytechinus pictus (painted urchin)
Lineage: Eukaryota; Metazoa; Echinodermata; Echinoidea; Temnopleuroida; Toxopneustidae
Product: methylcrotonoyl-CoA carboxylase subunit alpha, mitochondrial-like
Exons: 17
Coding region: 243-2360 (705 amino acids)
Cellular component (GO): mitochondrion
Molecular function (GO): methylcrotonoyl-CoA carboxylase activity; ATP binding; metal ion binding
Source: RefSeq, a predicted model, not a curated record
AAUGGUUGCUGGUAACAACGUUGCCAAUCGGUCAAGGCCAAGGGUCGUUGCUUCUCGCAUUUUUAAAUAAAAUUACAAAAAAAUCAAUUUAAUUUACUAAAUUCAUUUUUAUAUAAUUUUAAAGGUAUUCUUGUGAAAAAUCUUGAAGUCUGAUCAUCAUGAAAAUCAAUAAAUAGUAACAUUUAACAUACGAGGUUGUGAAUUUUUUUGCUGGUUCGUAUUUUUCGGAAAGAACGUUAAAAAUGGCUUCUUCUCUGAUAUUGCAGCUGAAUUCGAGAAAAUUUGCAGAACUGACCAGGAAGUUAGGAUGGCAAGCAGGAUGUUUAUCCAGAUCAGUUUCUACAGCAUCUAUCAGCAAGGUUUUGAUCGCAAACAGAGGUGAGAUUGCCUGCCGUGUGAUCCGCACAGCUAGGAAGCUCGGUGUUAAAACAGUCGCAGUCUACAGCGAUGCAGACAGAAACUCCAUGCAUGUUGCCAUGGCCGAUGAAGCCUAUCACAUAGGACCAGCCGCUUCUCAGCUCAGCUACCUCAACAAACAGAAGAUCAUAGAAGUAGCUAAGGCAUCGGGGGCUCAGGCCAUCCAUCCUGGAUAUGGUUUCCUCUCAGAGAAUACAGAGUUUGCUGACCUCUGCGACAAGGAAGGCGUUAUCUUCGUUGGACCACCGUCAUCAGCUAUCAGGGAUAUGGGCAUCAAGAGCACAUCCAAGCACAUCAUGUCAGCAGCUGGCGUGCCAAUCAUUGAGGGUUACCAUGGCGAGGACCAAUCAAAAGAGAGAUUGAGGCAGGAGGCGGAGCGUAUAGGAUAUCCCGUCAUGCUGAAGGCUGUCAGGGGUGGUGGAGGAAAGGGUAUGCGUAUUGUGAAGACAGAAGCAGAUUUUGAUGAGGCCUUGGAGUCAGCUAUGCGAGAGGCCAAGAAAUCUUUUGACGAUGACAUCAUGCUUGUUGAAAAGUUUGUCGAGACCCCAAGGCAUGUCGAAGUUCAGGUAUUUGGAGAUAAACAUGGAAACUAUGUAUACCUGUUUGAAAGAGAUUGCAGUGUACAGAGAAGACAUCAAAAGAUUAUUGAAGAAGCACCAGCUCCUCAUCUAUCAGAAGAAGUAAGAAAGAGAAUAGGAGAAGCUGCUGUACAGGCUGCAAGGGCUGUCAACUAUGUAGGAGCAGGUACUGUAGAAUUCAUCAUGGAUGCAGAGCAGAAAUUUUACUUCAUGGAGAUGAACACAAGACUUCAGGUCGAACACCCUGUUACAGAGAUGGUUACCAAAACAGAUCUAGUUGAAUGGCAACUAAAGGUUGCUGCAGGAGAGACGUUACCGAUUACCCAGGAUGACCUCCGUCUUCACGGACACUCCUUCGAAGCUCGGAUCUAUGCCGAGGAUCCCGAUAAUGGAUUCCUCCCCGGGGCCGGUCCCCUCAUCCACCUAGCAACCCCGAGCGCCGAUGAGUCGAUAAGGAUUGAGACUGGUGUAAGACAAGGUGACGAUGUGACCCCCUACUACGAUCCAAUGAUUGCCAAACUUGUAGUGUGGUCACAUGAUAGAAAGAGUGCUCUAGACAAACUCAGGCAGUGUCUUCAUGACUACCAGAUUGUAGGACUGAAGACCAAUAUCAGAUUCCUUGAUGACCUUGCCAAGCAUCCGGAGUUCGGCCAAGGUCACGUUCACACCGACUUCAUUCCUCAGUACGAGAAGGAACUGUUUCCAGAGCGGGGCGCCCUCAAUGACCAGACACUGUGCAGGGCCGUCUUAGCUCUGGUACUCUACGAGCAGAGGUGUAGCAGUGUGGAAGGUCUCGACAGUAGCGAUCCAUUUUCACCAUACAGUCAGGGCAGUGGCCUAAGGUUGAAUGAUGAAAUGCUAAGACGGGUGAAGUUGAAGUCUGGAGAGAAGGAUUUAGAAGCAACCAUCACGUACCAUUCUGAUCAAGGUUACUCGGUCAAGGUUGGAGAUGCCUCCUACAAUGUCCAAGGAACACUGACCGGUCAGGGUAACGCCCUUCAGAUGACCAGUACAGUGGACGGUCAGAAGACGACAUCCACUGUCAUCAUGCAUGAAGAUAGUAUACACCUAUUUUCACCCGAGGAUAUCGGAGGUGUUGAGGUAACCAAACCAGUCCCUGACUUCAUGCAGGCUUCUGGCUCUCAAGGUCAUGGUGACCUUGCCCCUAUGCCCGGUGAUAUCACCCAUGUCUAUGUGAACCCCGGUGACCAGGUCGAGAAAGGACAGCCUCUCCUGGCCUUGGAGUCGAUGAAGAUGGAGUAUGUGAUCCGGGCACCAAAGGACGGCGUCAUCGACAGGAUUCUGGUUGCCAAGGGUGACAACGUCCAGAAACACGCCCCCUUAGUUGCCUACCAGGACAAGUAAAGCAACUUCCUUAAAAUGAAUAUUUUAUCAAAAUCAAAUUUAUGAGGGAUCAAGGUUGUGUACUAGUUCAAAGACAUUACCGAGUAUCAGCAGUAGUGCGAUAUGCGUGGAUAAAUAAGAGUGCAAUUGGUUUACAUUUUGGCGAUGGAGGACCAGUGUGAGAGGCAUCAAGAUGAUGAGCUGUGGUAUUUCUGGGCCCUGUCUUAUAAAGAGCUGUGAUCGAUCAGAUCAAUCUCACCUAUGAAAGGCCCAACAACUUUACGAUCUUGAAUGCAUAUAUAUUCAGACUGGCUUUCCAUAGUUUGUGUUGAUCGGAUCAGUCAAAUCUCUGUUUGUGUAACAGGGCCCUGGCUUUCCAUAGUUUACAUUGAUUUGUAAAGGUGUCCUGGCUGUCCAUAGUUGAGAUUGAUCGGAUCAAGCACAAUUGCAAGAAGGAAUACAGUGGAAUCUACCCAGGCAAUAUAAAUACACAGCUAGCUCUGCAGGUUGGUUUCACAAUACCAUAUUGAGUUACUAUAUUGCAGGUUACUUUGGUCUCUCUGUAAAAAAAAGCCCAAAACAAUCAUGUAUUUUUAAAGGGUUGUAUGGUAAACAGGUUCAUUUGAUGUGUAAAUACUCUUAAAUAUGGAGAAGGUAUAUAUUCCUAUGGACUAUAAAAGGCAUAAAUUAAAUGUUAAGGCUGAUUGAUAUUGCAUAUCUAGGUUUUCGAUGACCACCCUUUUAUUUGUGAUAAGGCAAUAUAAUGUCCUGUGAAUGAACAUUAAGUAAUGUUCACAUUCCACAAUUUUGCCACGUGGUUAGCGUUUAGGGUAGUAAUCAGUGAUAAAAGGAAAGGGUGGUUUGUUGAAAUUAUUAUCCUUUCCCUAGGAACAUCAGGUGUCAGAUUAUGGAUUUAUUGCCUGUUGUAGUUUAAUUCAUGGCAAUUUUGUGUCAGUUUUAGUGUAUGGAUAAUAUUAACAUGCAUCACCAUUUUUAUAUUGUGAGAGGCUAAAUUUCACCUAAAAAUUGUCAUUCAUGAAAAUCUCAAUUGUCAUAUUUGGUAUGUGGUUGUUGAAUGCAUUAGUAUCAAAUCUGAUGAAGUUUAAAUUUCAUAUUCUUCCAAUAAAGAAAGUUACUGAAUAUAAUUCUGUUUAGUCUGCCAUGGUCAGCCUUCCAUAUUAAAUUCAAAGCAAUUUUCAGAUGAGGUUAUCUAAAGGAUGUGUUCUUUUUGUUUUGAAGUAAAACAAGGCUAAAUUCAGCUUAUACCAAAUUUUCAUUAUUACUGAAUACCCAUGUGGGGUCCUUUCUUUGUAUUGACAAAUAUUGGGAAAUUCUAUUCCCUAAAAUCUUUCAAUUCUGUGUAUUCAUAUUUAAUAUAUAUUCGUGUAAAUGCUACAUUUAAUAAACAUUUUGAAGUGAUCGCAUCGAUCUGAAGACCAUAGUUAUUUAUGAAAUGUAAAUUUUAUGAGCCUCCAAAGCAGUAUCAAAAGGCUGUAAUGAAAAGAGCUCAAUGUGCUUUGAAUGGACUUGCACAUGUUUACGGGAUGUGUUCGUGCUUGACUUUUUCGUAGUCAGACACUACAGUACAUCCCAACAACAAUCUAAUGAUAUUUGUAUAGAAGUACGGACUUGAGAUAAUAACCAAGAUUAGGUCCAGCUGGAAUUUGUAAAAGUAUAAAAUACUGUAUCCAUUCUAUUCUUCAAAGAGAAACAAAGCUGUCAUACAUAUUGCAUUGAGUAUAAUUCUACAAUAUUGAUAAGAAUAUUUCAUUACACGCUGCAAUAUAUGAAUAUUCAUCAAUAUGUAAAUGAGAAAGCAACUAUACUUUGUAAGUUGUAGGUAUCUUGGGUGGUGAUAUGGAAACAGGUGUAUUAUUUUAAUGUAUGAUACAGAAAAUAAAAUGGAAUAAAAGAAUGAUGAAUACUUGAA